Messenger RNA from Aspergillus clavatus NRRL 1, 3660 nucleotides. RefSeq lists its product as uncharacterized. NCBI's taxonomy places the organism in Eukaryota, Fungi, Ascomycota, Eurotiomycetes, Eurotiales, Aspergillaceae. Gene Ontology annotation, molecular function: DNA binding; ATP binding; ATP hydrolysis activity. Gene Ontology annotation, cellular component: nucleus. The transcript is spliced from 3 exons. Bases 1 to 3660 code for a protein of 1219 amino acids. The record is from RefSeq and is a predicted model, not a curated record.
AUGACGUACGGCGGGAAACGAACUGGCCGCGCCGGGCGGAAAAACACGCGCCUCUUCGCGUCUCCUUUGGCGUUCAUCAAUUUGGCUGCUCUAUCAGUAGUUAUACUCCGGAGAGCAGACCUCGGACCUAAAGCUGCUGUCAGGGAUGGCAUCUUAUCCAACGGUGUCGAGGCUAGAGACACCCCAAGCAUACAGUUUCCAGAUCAGUCCAACGAUCCCCUGACUUUUUCCUCGCCCAAUACUUCCGCAACACUCGAGCAUGACCCGAACUCAGAACGACGGAAACGGCGUAAAACUGAAAAGGAGAAUGAGCCGAGCUCAUCAGAGCAAAUCCGCAUCGUCGGCGCAGAGAAUGCAUCGCUUCUGGAGAAAGCAGAUGGGCGACUCAACGUGCCUGCUGCCACAUUGGAAAUGCCCAGCAAAGGCGUUCAGACUCACGGCUUCAAACCAAUUGCUCACGGUACUGCCAUCACAGGCGAUGACUUAGCUGUCGCACAAAAUGGAUUUUUUCCCGAACCCGAGCUCGCAUCGAACCCUCACAACGCUGAAAGUGUGCCUGGAUCAAAAGAUAUGACAGAUGGCGAAAUUGAAAUCUCGAAGACGCCGGUACUCCCGCGGAAGACGUUGAAACUGAAUUCUAAUGGGAAACUCCUGAGCUCACCAACCACAAAGCAUUCGGAGGAUAAGACUCAGAAAAGGACCAGCAAGCGUGCGAAAAAUGCAAUUCAGAAGCUAGAGCAGAGCCGCAAAAAGAUUAUCAUUUUGAAAUAUACUAGCGAACCCGAAAAGGUCAAACAGAUAGGGAAGCUGAUUGACCUUAUUAUGACCGGGAAAACGAAGUAUGUCCCCUCUCGGAGUUCAAAACUUCCCUCAACUCGGGUCGUCGAGAAACAACAGCCGCCGAAGCCUACACACCCGUUCUUCACGAAGCCCACGCGCAAGCCAGAAAGCUGUUCGCAAGCUUCCCUCCCGUCUGCUUCUAGCCCUGCAGCUUCUGAAGCAACGUCCACGCUAAAUCAACGAAAGGACAAUGCGGAUUCUGCUCCGAAAUGGGGCUUUCUCACUUCUUUCAAGCCACGUGUGAAGUUUGCCGAAUCUAUACACCCAGUCUGGCCUCCUAAGGAUCUUGGUCACAUUCGAGGCAUCCCGGAGGAUUCGAACCUACAACAUAUCGAGGCUCCUGGGCCCAUGAAUGUUGACCAGAAGAAAGCAAAGAUGGCCACUGUUCAAAUCCGCGAUGAUGAAAGUAUACUUCGUACACAUACAAAUCAUCUUACUCGAGACGUCCCGGCGGCAUUACGGAUACCAGAGAGGCACGUUGCCAGCGGGCAGACUUUGCAGCAAGCUAUAGUCCCGGAACUUUCUGAACUCGUAUUGGCUGAUGACGCCAAUGCAUCUGUCCGCCACCCUGCCGUAGCGAGAAUCUACUCAUCCAUCCCGCAUAGCAUGACUGCGUUCGAUCGGGGAACGUAUGAGUCGGAUCUGUGGACGCAAAAAUAUGCCCCUUGCUCUGCAGAUCAGGUUCUUCAAACUAGCAAGGAAGCACUCAUGUUGCGGGACUGGUUGAAGUAUCUCGUGAUAUCCGCCGUGGAUACGGGGAAAUCAACGAGGACUUUUGAAAAAACCAAUGAUGAAAUUAAAAGGGCUAAAAAGCGCAAGAAGUCGGAUAAACUCGACGGCUUCAUUGUGACAAGCAGCGACGAGGAAUUUCAGAUGAGUGAGGUUACAGAUUCGGACGAGGAUGAAUUAGCUGGCGGAGUGACAGUCUCAGCCAAAAAGACUGUUAUUCGAUCAGGUAACUUGGACACUAGCUUGAAGUCUGGCGCUGGGAAGCCCCGUAUGUCCAACGUGAUCCUCCUGAGUGGUCCUACAGGGUGCGGUAAAACCGCAUCCGUUUAUGCAGUGGCCAAAGAGCUCGAUUACGAAGUCUUCGAGAUAAAUUCAAGUAACCGCCGAAGCGCCAAAGACAUCUUGGAGCGUGUGGGUGACAUGACCAGGAAUCAUCUCGUGCAUCACGUGGCUAGUGCUGAGGACAAUUCCAAAACUCCCAAGUCAGAUAUUAACCUUGAACUUCCAGAAUUGGAUCAAAGCAAGCAAAACAAGCUUGGAGGGUUCUUCAAACCUGCCGCGUAUAAAACCUCGACCGCGAAGAAGAGUGCCAAAACUAGCAAGAAUGACGCCCGACAGGAAACCGAAUCGAAACAACUGCGAAGUCAGAAGCAGUCCUUCAUCCUUCUAGAAGAAGCCGAUAUCCUCUUUGAUGAAGACAAACAAUUCUGGUCUGGAGUCAUGACCCUCAUCACCCAAUCAAAACGUCCAAUCAUUAUUACUUGCAAUGAUGAAAAGCUCAUACCGCUGGACGACAUUUCAUUCCACGGAAUUCUGCGGUAUAAACCACCUCCACAACGCCUAGUUGUUGACUAUCUUCUUCUCCUGGCCGCGAAUGAGGGCCAUAUGUUGAGGCGAGAAGCUGUCAACAAUCUCUAUGCUGCCACCGGUAAAGACUUUCGGAAAGCGAUCAUGGAUCUAAAUUUUUGGUGCCAGAUGGCCGUUGGAAGUGAGAAAUCCGGCCUGGACUGGCUUAUCGAUAGGUGGCCCAAAGGUACGGAUCUGGAUCGCAACGGUGACCCGUUGAGAGUAAUCAGUUUGAAUACGUAUCGCCCCUUCAUGGGCUGGUUUGGUCGCGAUGUCCUGCUGGGUGACACGCUGGACAGCCAUAUCGAAGUGACAAAGGAGUCCUUGCAGUGGUGGCAACUCAGCCUGCAAGAAUGCGACACACAGGCGGAAUCGCAAUUUGAUACUGUCUCAUCACCAGACAACAAGCCUACGGUGGAAACCUCUGAGCGUCUGCAAAGGCUGAGAUAUCGGUCCGAUUAUGCGGAUUUCAGGAGCGACCUCGAUGUUCUGUGCCCUGGCUGCUCUCUUGACGCCAAAUUGGACUCCAUUGAUACCACUAUCCCUACCAUGUCCGAGAAGCAGAGAGCGAACUACAUUGACGGCUAUCCUCUUUUGCAGACUGACCUCGUGCUUGAUUACUCCUCACAAUCCUCAAAUAUAGGGAGUACAUUCGAGGUCUUCCUAGGAAGAGUUUUCCGCAAUGGGCAUGAGGCAGAUAUCGAGUUUUCACAAGGCCGGAGAGUUUUGACACACUCUAUGACUCCAAAACCAGCAGGCCCUUCUCAGACGACAUUACUUGCCGCAUUCGAGCCCGUCAGACGGGCUGACCAUUUCUACCCCUCCUCAACCGGACGAUUAGCACCAUCAUUCGAGAACGGGCUUCGGCCUCUGUCCGAGGACCUGGCGCCGUAUAUCCGUGCCAUCAUGGCAUUUGAUCUCCGCUUGGAACAGUAUCGAUUCCAGUUAAGUGGUCUUCUCUCCCUGAACACGGAUGGCAAGAAGAGAAUGCGAAAGACGAGGGCAAGCCGCGCGGCACUGGAAGGAGGAAGCAAGGCAGAGACGCGUAGAGAACGAUGGUUUCCGCCGGAUACAAAUCCUUCGUUGAUACUUGCCACAGGCAACAAGGAUUGGCAGGAGCUCUUGGUCCGGAGCGGGCAUUUUGUAGUGGCCCCAGUGAGGGAAUCCAGCCGGGAGUGCAGUGACCUCGCGUCUGAAGCUUCGGGUGAUGGUGGGAUCGAGAAGGAUAUGCAAGAUCGGACAUGA